Haliaeetus leucocephalus (bald eagle) is the source of this 3198-nucleotide messenger RNA. RefSeq names its product short chain dehydrogenase/reductase family 39U, member 1 (gene SDR39U1). Bases 25 to 912 code for a protein of 295 amino acids. The record is from RefSeq and is a predicted model, not a curated record. The transcript has 6 exons. NCBI's taxonomy places the organism in Eukaryota, Metazoa, Chordata, Aves, Accipitriformes, Accipitridae.
GGCGCAUGCGCAGCCGGCCCGGCCAUGCGGGUGCUGGUGGGUGGUGGGACUGGCUUUGUGGGCAGAGCCCUGACCCAGUUGCUGCGGAGUCGUGGGCAUGAAGUCACCCACGUGUCUCGACAAGGAGGCAAGGAUCGGAUCAGCUGGGAAGAGUUGUCGCACUCUGGACUGCCCCUGUGCGAUGCCGUGGUGAACUUGGCUGGUGAAAAUGUCCUCAACCCUUUCCGCAGAUGGAGUGAUGCCUUCUGCAGGGAAGUCAUCAGCAGCCGGGUUGAGACCACCAAGACCUUGGCCAAAGCCAUUGCUGAUGCUGAACAGCCACCCCGUGCUUGGGUCCUCGUCACUGGCGUAGGCUAUUACCGCCCUAGCCCCACAGCUGAGUAUACUGAGGACAGUCCUGGGGGGGAUUUUGACUUCUUCUCACGUCUGGUGAGCUCCUGGGAGGCUGCAGCUCUCAUCCCUGGGAGCCCAGCUCGUGGUGUUGUGGUGAGAUCUGGGGUGGUGCUGGGCCGAGACGGUGGUGCAAUCUCUCAAAUGCUCUGGCCUUUCCGUCUGGGACUAGGAGGCCCCUUGGGCUCUGGGCUCCAGCCCUUCCCAUGGAUCCACAUUCGGGACCUGACUGGGAUCGUGUGUCAUGCCCUGGAGAGUGAGUGCCUGCAAGGUGUCCUCAAUGGUGUCUCCCCAUCCUCCCCUGCCACCUCCAAUGGGACCUUUGCUCAGGAGCUUGCUGCAGCCUUGGGACGCCCAGCCCUGCUGCCAGUGCCUGCUUGGGCUGUGCGGGCUAUCUUUGGGGCAGAGCGGGCCAUCAUGCUGUUGGAGGGCCAGAGGGUGGUGCCAAAACACACCCUGGAGAGCGGCUACCAUUUCAUUUUCCCUGACCUGUCUGGAGCUCUGAAGGACAUUGUGGCUUGAGGGCUCCUCAUUUGGGCUGUGUUGGGCCCUGUUUUUAUGAGAUCCCUGGCUCGCAUGCCUUCCCCUGGGUGAAAGAGGGUAGCCCUGCCCCUUCUUGACAAUUCCCCAUACAGAGAGGGUGAGCAAUCUUCUUCCCUUCUGUCUCCCUUUGUGCAUCCCCAGUUUAGGAGUCAUCCCUCUUAUUGCCAUCUGCAGUCUCCACAUUACCUGCUUUUGGGGAAGGGCACAAGCCUCUCUAAGGAUUGUGAGUGCUGAAUCUGCCAUCUUCCCUUUUCCAGUGUGCAUGUGAGCUGCUUGCAGAGCAGCUAGGGGUUGUAAUUAAUGUCUUCUCCCCUGAGAGACAGGGGUGGCAACAGGAGAGGUGUUCAGGUGUUGUAAUUCUCCUUCAUCUUGCUGGAAGUCCCUCUUCCUGUUUUUCCCCAUGUCUUUCCCCCAUGGUCACAAGGGGACCUAGUUAUGCUCUUCUGCUUUGCCUUUCUCAGUCUCAUAGGAAAUGGAGUUGCAGUUGUGGGACAAGAUCCACCUUGAGGGAGCACAGAGGGUGCUGGAUACAGAUGGCUUGGAGACUGCCAUCUCUGUUCUUGUGGUGCCUCUGUGCUGGUACCAAGUUGCUGUGUCGGAACCUCCAGCUGAGCCUAGGCCCAAGAGUUGCAACCCUCCAAGGUUGCAUAACCUUGAUGCUGUGGUGGGCAUGAAGGAGAACACUGCUUUGCCAGCCUGUAGGGACAAGGGUGGCAGUCUGUUGCACCUGGACUGCUCUUGAGGCCUUGGGUAAGUGUCGACUACAUCUGAGCUUGUGCUGAGGAGAAUCUGGGUGGUUCAUCUUGGUGUGAGGUGGUGUGAGGUAGUGCAAGGCACUGCCUUAGUCUAAAGGGAGCACCUCAGCUGUUGACUGUUGUAGUUAUCUGGUCCCUGGCAAGGUGGUUUUCCUUUAUUCAUCCCAUGAGGUGGUACUUUUAUUAAGGGCAUUCCCACUGAUUGGACAGUGAGAAUAUCCAGGCUGCCUGGGCUGCCUUGGGAAGCAGUAUCUCUUCUCUUACGGAGAACAUUGCAAUUUCAUCAUCUCAUACUGUAAGGAAAUGUAUCCACAUGCUUCCCUUAACCCAUUUUCACAUGCCAAAGUGGGUUGCAGGAUGUGAAAUCUACAGAGCAGCUAAGUUCAUUAUAGCACUGCUUCUGGAGAAAUAUUCCUACUGUGAUGUAAUUUGGGGCUAGAAAAAUAUAUUUAAAAGCACUUCAGGAAGUUAAAAAGACCUGCUCCAUUCCUGAAAUAAGAAACCUUCCAGAACAAGAACCUGGCUUAUGCCAGGUUAAUGUGGUCACAGUAGCGGAAGGGUCAAUCUUGGUGGAGUCUAGGCUCCCCACUCACCUACCUCUUUGCUCAGUCCAUACUGGAGAUGGAAUGGCAAUCUGCUGACUUUCUGGGCGGAAAAAUUAGAGCAGGACUGUCCAGCUGGAGCUAGAGAUAGUCCUUGCAGUCAGUGCGAGCACAGCCAGGUGAGCUGCGACUUUGGGAAUAGCUAUAAAAGCAACAUCACCUGAGAUAAAUGUGGCUUGCUUGGAUUGUGUCUGUGCUGCCUGUAAGUUGGGUGCAGAUUCUUUUAUCUUCCCAUGUGCCUCAGUUUCCUGUCCUUGAGAGCAGGCUGACCUACUCUGAGUUACAGACCCAGUUCAUUGUGGGGCAAUACAAUGCAGAUGAUCAGCAGUGCUUCAUCUUUAGUUACUCCAGCUACCUUUUUAGAGCCUCAGACUUCAGUCUGCUUCCCCAGAUGUAGUGGACUACAGCAUCCUUCUGUCAGGCAAGCUGGUUAGCUAGCCCAAUUAGGUUGUUUCUGUACCUGUAUGUACCUUCAUCAUUGCAACAGCCUUGGGUUGUGAUUGGAAAUAAAGACAAGUAUGGCUGGAGAAGAACUGGCAUCCUGCAGCUCUUCUGAAAGAGGGUUGCAUGUCCCGUGAAAGACUACCACUAAGCAGAGUUCCUAGGCCUUGGGCUCCCUGCCUGGAUGGGAACUCACUCAGGAUUUUGAAGGGUUGCCUCUGCAUGACAUUUGGCUUAAGCACAUGUCACAGGACUUAGAUGAGCUUCUGACACCUCAAUCCCAGUAUGGGUUCUGAAAUUGAUGCCUGAUACAUCAGUGCCCCUGCCUGGACCCAAGGCCUCCUACUUGCCCAGCUGGUCCAGCUUGAAGUUUGCUGGUGGAUACACAUGCACACCGCAUGCGUGCCUGGUUUGUGGGAGAUAACAGUCAGUCACCUCCUCCAGCAACCAGGCACACAAGCUGUGAG